This is a messenger RNA of Strongylocentrotus purpuratus (purple sea urchin), 1635 nucleotides long. RefSeq lists its product as uncharacterized. Bases 1 to 1635 code for a protein of 544 amino acids. Lineage: Eukaryota; Metazoa; Echinodermata; Echinoidea; Camarodonta; Strongylocentrotidae. The record is from RefSeq and is a predicted model, not a curated record. The transcript is spliced from 2 exons.
AUGGUUGACCGUGCUCGACUUCAUGCCACCAACGCUUCAUUAAUUAUCAUGGGCGAUUUCAAUGACCUAGAAACCGAUGAGAUUGAAAGACAUACCUCGUUGUCUCAGAUAGUCAAGGAGCCUACUCGUGAAUCGGCUAUCCUGGACAAGAUUCUGACUGACCUUAAUGAGGACUUUUGUGAUCCUCAGAUUUCGACGCCAAUUGCUUCUAGCGAUCACAAUGUUGUUACCGUCCUGCCUUGUCUCCUGCCGCCUCCCAGGAAAUCCACCAGAACAUCCCAUCGCCCCUUUCGUGAAUCCUCUGUCAGGGCUUUCGGGCAAUGGGUACAGCAGAUGGACUGGUCUAUUAUUGGGGACUUUGAUGCUAAUGACAUGGCUUCAGAGUUCAAUGACCUAAUCAACACCAAGUUCAGACAAUAUUUUGAACUUGUUACUGUCAAACGAAGGUUAGAUGAUGAACCAUGGAUGAAUGAUGAGAUUCGCAGAACUUUAAACGGCCAUGUACAGAGAUUGAUCGAUAACGCGAAGGACUCAUUCUACCAGCGCAAAGUUGAACAUCUUAAGAAAUCGGAGCCUGGGAAGUGGCACCAGCAAAUCCGUCAUCUUGCUGGCAUCCGUAAGAAGCAGCUUAAUCUUUCAUCUGACGGCAGAUCAGAUAUUGACAUUGCUAAUGAGCUAAACACGCACUUCGCUGCCAUCUGCUCUUCAUUGCCACCACUCGACAGGGGUGCUCUGUCGGCUUUUCUACCAGCGCCCUCACCCCCUCCUGUGAUUGACCGUCGGAGGGUUUACAAGCGCCUCUGUGGAAUCAGCACUGCCAAGGCCUGUCAUCCCAAUGAUCCCCCUUCGCGACUGUUGAAGGAGUUCGCUUAUGAACUUUCUGAACCUUUGACCACUCUCUUCAAUCUUUGCCUCAGUCAGGGUUGCUUCCCUGACAUAUGGAAACAUGCAUCUAUCAGUGCUAUUCCCAAAACUAAUCCCGUCACCAGCUAUGAUCAGCUCCGGCCAAUCUCCAUAACACCCACGUUAGCGCGUAUCUUUGAAGGUUUCCUCGCUGACUGGAUCAUGAGCAGCAUCCGCCCGUUUGUUGACCACCGCCAGUUUGGUAAUCUUCGUGGAUCGUCAGUUACGCACUACUUGGUCAGCCUGCUCGACACCAUCCACAGAGGGCUUGACAAGGGUGGCACUCUCGCUAACCUCUGCGUUGUGGAUUUUUCUAAGGCUUUUGAUCAUGUCAACCACACCAUUGUUAUGAACAAGUUGAUCGACUUAGGUGUUGAUCACUCUAUCAUCCCUACUAUCUGCAGCUUCCUUUCCAACAGAGCGCAGACCGUCCGCUACCAUGGGAAAUCCUCUCAACAACAAGCCAUCACCUGUGGGGUACCCCAAGGUAUUCGCCUCGGACCAGUCCUAUUUCUGGUCCUUAUCAACGAUGCAGCUCUUGAAAGUGAUAACCGAUGGAAAUAUGUGGAUGACUUGACAAUCGUGGAGGUCUUGAAGAAAACGCAUCCAUCUGAAUUGCAGUCGCAACUAGACUCGUUGAUCCAAUGGUGCAAAGACAGCACCUGUUUGGACAUCAGGGAUCACAAACAACCACUCUGUAAGCAUCGAGCGAGUUCAGAGGAGAGCUCUUAG